CGCACAUAAAGACAGCAGUAGCCAAAUCUCGGUGAUACAUGGAAGGCUGUGAGCACACAUAUCUUGCGAACAUGUCAGACGUCUCGACAGCCAUCACGACCAUAACCAGCAGCACUGGUACCGAUGAUAUAUCGGAUGACUUUGGCAAGAAGUGGGUCUGGCUGAUGGUAGCGGCCGUCAUCUUUAUCAUUGUCUUCGGGCUUGUGUUCGCCAUUUGUCGCAAGUACCACAAGCGCGGACGUAUGACUGUUUGGGGAAGAAACUCUCAUUGUAGAAACUGCGGAGAAAAGAUGGCAGGAGAGGCGGGCACUGCCCAGAACCUGGAAAAACUUUGGUGCUGGAAAGUGAAGACAUACUACUGCGAUGUUUGCGUUAGAAAUGAAAGGAAGAACGGCAUUGUUUGAGACAUAAUAUGCUGAGCGCCUGCGGCUGGUUCUUCCGAGAGUGCGACAAACUGGCCGGAGAAGUGGU
This is a messenger RNA of Cryptococcus deneoformans JEC21, 471 nucleotides long. RefSeq lists its product as hypothetical. The record is from RefSeq and is a predicted model, not a curated record. NCBI's taxonomy places the organism in Eukaryota, Fungi, Basidiomycota, Tremellomycetes, Tremellales, Cryptococcaceae. The coding region runs from base 39 to 404 and encodes 121 amino acids. The transcript is spliced from 2 exons.